Prunus armeniaca (apricot) is the source of this 2427-nucleotide messenger RNA. The record is from the annotation of a GenBank genome assembly. Lineage: Eukaryota; Viridiplantae; Streptophyta; Magnoliopsida; Rosales; Rosaceae.
AUGAUUGGAGGUCUGGAAGGCUGGCAGGAUCAGGCCUUGCACGUGUUGGGCUCGAAGCAGGGGCAUGGAGGCGUUGGACCAAGAGCUGGAGCAAGGGGGGAAUUGGGCCAUCGCGCGACAUGGGCUUGCGCUAGGCAAGCUGGCCACGUGCUCCAUUUGGGGCGGUCUGGCGCAUCACUUGGGCCUCGCAUGCGGAGCGGGCCUCGCUGGGCGCUCGAGCUGGGCUGGAGACUCGCGCUGGGCUGGAGCCCCCCACUCGUUGACCAACUAUGUCUUCCGGGGACGGUAGCAAGGCUCCAAGCUCUCAAGCACCUUUAUACUUGUGGGGAGGCUCCCUUAGUGCCUAGCAAGAAAUUCGUGGCCAACUUGCACCGCGUGACGACCGAUGCUCAGUUCCAGAAGUGGCGGGCUGCCUUCACAUCUGCCAUUCCAGAUGACGUGCAGGUCAAGCUACUGAAGUCUUGGGCUGAUAGCAAGCCUUUGGUAGAUGCGAAUGAUCCCGGCGCUAGGGUCAUUACCUUCCGUCCUUUUUACUUUUCCUUGGGCUUCAAAUUCCCACUGUCGAAGCUCUUCAAGGAGGUGUUCUGCGCCAUGGAGUGUGCUCCGAGCCAGUGUACUCCCAACGUUUACCGGGCAAUCAUGUGCUUCGAGAAUCUGAGCCGUUUCUUCACUUUGGAGCUGACAUUGCGUGAGUUCUUUUAUUUUUUCGAGGUGAGGCACUUUGAGCAGUAUGCCCAAGUUCGCACCUACAAGACCAAGCUGUUCGACGGUCUCAGUCAGGGAGAUCACGCUUGGCAUGACGACGUGUUGGAAGUUAGCGGACGGUGGGAAGGCGACGUUCGUGACGGCCCACUUGUUCCCGUGACCUAUUGCCCUGUAAAUGACAUCAGUAAGCAAUUGGAGCUUGGACCAGACAUGGCUAAGGUCCGUCGUGCUUUGAACAUCCCUCAAAAGUUUCGCGAGUGGCGCUGGCUGUUGAGCGAGUACCGAGAGGUAGAUGGUGGUCUGCCCCCUGCCGAGGAUGUCGAAAGGUGGAAGCAGAAUGGACCUGACCCUGACGAUCUGCCUACAGUACAGGAAGAGUGUUCUGCUGAAUCUCCACCAAAGAGAAAGGCUGCUAGCAAAUCUUCCAGAGGUGAAGCCACUUCUUCGCAUGCCAAGAAUGGGUCUCCAUCGAGGAAGAAGCCAAGGCUCCCUUCUGCUGAGAAGGCUCAAGUGGGGUCUGCUCCGUCAUCAUCUGCCAGGGUCAAGCAUCUCGUGGGUGCAGAUAGCACGAAGGUUGGUGGUAUGCGCGGUGCUCGGGGUGUUCUGCCCGAGCCUCCUGCCGACACGCUCGAAAACCAUGACAUGCUUCGUGAGACAGCUCGUGCCCGGCCUAGUUCUGCUGAGCGUCAAAGAGAUGUAGACAUUCCUCCUCGAAGUUCGAGUCGUCUGCAUCGGUCGAAAGAUGGAGAUCGAAGUGGGAGGUCUGCUUAUGAUCCAGCUGUUGAACCGUGGGCAGUCAAGCGUGGAGUUGAUUCAGUAUCAUUGACUCCUUUGGAGAUGAAGUUGGCGGAGGCUAAGAAGAUGAGAGAGUCAUCUGCUCGGGCUAAGGGUUCUUCUUCAGCGACGGCGGUUGGACCCAAGGUGGAUAAGUCUAACCCUGCGGGGGAUGCAUGUGUGUCUGAUCUGCUCAAGACGAACUUCCUAUCGAACCCGUCCUCAUGUGCUGAGCUGGUUGAUCACAUUCGUCAGGCAGGCGAUCUUGGCACUUUCUCGAGCCUUUCCUUGGAAAAACAAAGGGAAGCGUCAUUCCAUCUGAUUCAAAAAGGAUUGGUUUUUGCUGCAGAGACCAUUCGGAACUCAUCUGCUGUUGCCCCCUCUUCUGCUCAGCUUAGCGAGCUGGAGAAGAAGAAUGCUGAAUUGGCCAGCCAUCUUGCUGCCGAGCAGGCCCGUUAUGAGAAGAAGACGCAUGAUUUGAGGGCAAUGAUUUCUGAGCUGAAAAGCUCCCUUACCGAGAAGGAUUCUGAGCUCAACUCUCUUGCCACUGAUUUAGUUAGUCGCAAAGAUGCCUUCUUUAGUCUUGAGCGUAAGAAUGCUGACAUCUCCCUUAGCCAUGACAAGCUCCUGGCUAGAUUUCACGCAUACCACAAGUCCGCAGAAAAAUCCAAGUCUGAAGCCAUCAUAGACGCGUACAAGUUGGGCUACCUGCACUGUGCGGAUGAGGUUACUCCCUUGUAUGCGAUUGACGAUGUAGACAUCGAGACACUCUGCCCUGAUUCACCCCGUGCAGAAGGAGGAACUGAAGAGCAAGAAGUUGCAGAGGAUGGAGGGGAGGUGGACACAGUAGAUGAGAUGAUGGCAGAUGAGGCUGCUGAAGGCAUAGCUGAUCAGGUGGAUGCCGAAGAGGCUGCGACUCAUAGGUCUCCUGCCGGCGCCUCAGAGUAG